GACAAAGCCGCGGCUAAUGAAUGGGCGUCCGCCCGCGCCGUCCGUCGUGCGCAGCCGGGCGGGAGCCGCGCGCCCCGGGCCGGGCGCCGAGGUAACGCGAGAGGACCAUGUGUGCGCUAUCAGGACGGCAGGCACACACGCAGCCUUUACGACAAGAAACAAGUGUCCGCUGCAUAUGUUUUUGUCGACACCAUGAAGUAUUUAACAGUAGAACUCCUGGAAAGCAGUGACCUGUGCUCUUAAGAUGAUACGCUCACCUGAGUUGCAUACUGUUUUUCAGUAAUAUUUAUGAUCAGCCAUAUUCAUAGAAACAUCCUGAAAGAUGGAAUUGUUAUGAAAAAGUAAUCUACAUUUAGGGGCACAAAUGAGCAUUUGGAUCAAUUUUUUAUUAACCUAAGAUACUAAUAUGAUGAAGCAGCCAGAAUAGUUAUGGUCAGUCAUGGAUAAUAACCUGGAAACUUGUCCCAAAGGGGAUAGUGAUUUUGUUUCUGAUAAAAUAAAUUUUAAAAUAGAAGAAGACGACGAUGAUCCAGUGCCUACUCACAGUUUGGGAAGAGUGGACUUUAAGAGGGAGCAGGAGGACGUGAAGCAGACAGACAGCAGCGAUGAGCAGGCAGAGGCCAGAGAGACGAGCCGUAACGGGAAGCCCCCUGGGAAGUACUUGCCCUCCGAGAGCGAGGAUGACUACGGGUCUCUGUUCUCCCAGUACAGCAGCACACUGUACGACGUAGCCAUGGAAGCUGUGACUCAGAGCCUGCUCUCCGGCCGAAACAUAGGCUCCAGGAAGAAAUCUCCAGCUUGGAAGCAUUUUUUUAUCUCCCCUCGGGAUAGCACUAAAGCAAUAUGUAUGUACUGUAUGAAAGAAUUUAGUAGAGGUAAAAACGAGAAAGACUUAAGUACAAGCUGUCUCAUGAGACACGUGCGGCGCGCACACCCCACCGUGCUCAUUCAGGAAAACGGAAGCAUCUCUGCCGUGUCCUCGUUCCCUGCCCCUUCCCUCCUGCUCCCGCCACAGCCUGCAGACGCAGGAGACCUCAGCUCCAUACUCUCACCCAUCAAACUGGUCCAGAAAAUGGCACCUAAGAUCCCAUCCCCUGAUCGAAUAACAGAGGAAUCUGUGUCUGUAGUUUCUUCGGAAGAAAUCUCCUCCGACAUUCCUGUUUCUGAGAAGUACAGCCGAGAAGAAGCCCUGGUGGGGUCGUCUCCCCACCUCCCCACUCUGCAUUAUGAUGAAACUGCAGAGAACAUAGUGGAGAAAAACCUUCCACUGCCAAAGAGCACGUCUGGGUCCAGAAGAAGGUCUGCUGUCUGGAAGCACUUCUACCUGUCGCCCCUGGACAACUCCAAGGCCGUCUGCAUUCACUGCAUGAACGAGUUCAGCAGAGGGAAGAACGGGAAGGACCUGGGCACCAGCUGUCUCAUCAGGCACAUGUGGCGAGCACACCGCUCCAUCGUGCUGCAGGAGAACGGGGGCACGGGCAUCCCCCCACUGUACUCCACCCCUCCCACCCUCCUGCCCGCCCUGCUGCCUCCGGAGGGGGAUCUGAGCUCCUUGUCGUCAUCCCCAGGAAAACUGGUCAAAGAGUCCCCUUCCGCUUCUUCCUCCCCUGACCAGCUGACCGAAGACCUGCCGUCGCAUUUGAACCCUGGAGACGCGCUGAUGGAAGCUGUGUCGGUGCUGUCGUCCUCGGACGAUGUUGGGGAGGCCUCGGCGUCCUCCCCUGAGAAGCAGCCGGCCCACGGGUUGAGGCCUAGAAUGUUUGAGUCUGGUGCUGUCUUCCAGCAGAACAAAAAGGUCAUGAAGAGACUGAAGUCGGAAGUUUGGCAUCACUUUUCGCUGGCCCCCACGGACAGUCUCAAGGCGGUGUGCCGAUACUGCAGCUGCGUCAUCAGUCGGGGGAAGAAGGGUGACGUGGGCACCAGCUGUCUGAUGAGGCAUCUGUACAGACGCCAUCCUGAAGUGGUCGGGAACCCGAAGGGCUUUCUAGGUGCAAGUCUGGCAAAUUCCCCGUAUGCUACUUUGGCUUCUGCAGAAAGUUCCUCCCCCAAAUUAACUGACUUGCCGACAAUGGUCACAAAAAAUAAUCAGGUUAUGUUUCCAGUGAAUAGCAAAAAGACCUCAAAGCUGUGGAAUCAUUUUUCUAUUUGCUCUGCAGACUCCACUAAAGUCGUGUGCUUGCACUGUGGCCGGACCAUCAGCAGAGGGAAGAAGCCCACGAACCUGGGCACCAGCUGUCUUCUGAGGCACCUGCAGCGCUUCCACGGCAACGUGCUGAAGACCGACGUCUCGGAGACAGCGCAGCCCUCCUCUCCGGACAGGCGUGUGCCGCUGAGCACAGAACCAUCCGGAGCUUCCUCCUUCGAUGACACCAAUGAGAAGUUUUAUGAUUCUCACCCAGUUGCCAAAAAAAUCACUAGUCUCAUAGCUGAAAUGAUCGCACUUGACCUUCAGCCAUACUCCUUUGUAGACAAUGUUGGCUUUAACAGGCUGCUCAAAUACUUGAAACCUCAGUACUCCUUGCCCUCCCCGUCUUACUUCUCCAGGACGGCCAUCCCAGGUAUGUAUGACAAUGUGAAACAGAUCAUUAUGUCACAUCUUAAGGAAGCUGAGAGUGGUGUGAUCCACUUCACUUCUGGAAUAUGGAUGAGUAACCAGACCCGGGAGUACCUGACCCUCACGGCCCACUGGGUCUCCUUCGAGUCGUCGGUCCGCCCACGUUGCGAGGACCACCAUUGCUCAGCACUUUUAGAUGUGUCACAGGUGGAUUGUGACUACAGCGGCAACAGCAUCCAGAAGCAGCUGGAGUGCUGGUGGGAGGCCUGGGUGACCUCCAUUGGCCUGCAGAUCGGCAUCACGGUGACCGACAAUCCGAGCAUAGGACGGACGCUGAACGAAGGAGAGCACACGAGCGUGCAGUGCUUCAGCCACACGGUCAACCUGAUCGUGAACGAGGCCAUCAAGAGCCAGAGGAUGGUACAGAACUUGCUCAGCAUUGCACGGAAGAUAUGCGAGCGGGUGCACCGGUCGCCCAGAGCGAGAGAGAAGCUGGCAGAGCUGCAGAGGGAGUACGCGCUGCCCCAGCACCACCUUAUUCAAGAUGUCCCGUCCAAAUGGAACACGUCACUUCACAUGCUGGAGCGACUCAUCGAACAGAAAAGGGCCAUUAACGAGAUGUCGAUCGAGUGUAACUUCAGAGAACUGAUCAGCUGUGACCAGUGGGAGGUCAUGCAGUCCGUGUGCCACGCGCUGAAGCCCUUCGAUGCUGCGAGUCGGGAGAUGAGCGCCCACGUGUCGACCCUCAGCCAGGUCAUCCCCAUGAUCCACAUCCUCAACAGGAAGGUCGAGAUGCUCUUUGAGGAGACGAUGGGCAUCGACACCAUGCUGAAGUCCUUGAAGGAAGCCAUGGUGAGCCGGCUGUCCGCCACCCUCCACGACCCCAGGUACAUCUUCGCUACACUGUUGGACCCUCGUUACAAAGCCUCCCUGUUUACAGAGGAGGAGGCGGAACAGUACAAGCAGGAUUUAAUCAGGGAACUAGAAAUACUGAAUUCUACCUCAGAUGACACGCUUGCCUCCAAUGGGUGUGACACAGGCUCCCUGUCGAAAGACUCCGCUGGAGAGGAGAACCUGUGGUCACUCAUGGCCAGGAUGAAGAAGAAAGAUCUGAGAGAGAAGUUACCUGAAGACAUGGUGCUCGCAUACUUGGAGGAGGAAGUGCUUGAACACAGCUGUGACCCCCUCGCCUACUGGAACCUAAAGAAGUCAUCCUGGCCGGGGCUGUCAGCUUUGGCCGUCAGAUUUUUGGGCUGUCCCCCAAGUAUUGUCCCUUCAGAAAAGCUGUUCAACACACCCACUGAGAACAGUGGCUUUGGCCAGUCCAGGCUCAUGAUGGAACAUUUUGAAAAACUCAUCUUUUUGAAAGUGAAUCUUCCCUUAAUCUACUUUCAGUAUUGAAGCUCACAGUGGAGCCCCCAGACUAGAGGCGCUGUUGCUUCUUAGGCAUUAGCAGUUGGUACCCGGGCUGUGACUCUGCCCGGGGCCACGGACGACGUCAGACCAGGCACUCUCAGGGCCGCUCUCCAGCUCUCGCCGACACGUCUGCAGGUGCCUUACUCCUCCCACUCCUUCAGGCCAGGUAUCGCGGUGUGUUUUUUAAGAAGUCCGCUAGAAAUAGCUGUACUGUCAGCUAUGAAAUACGAUGACUAGGUUUUAAUUCAUAACUGUAAAGUUUUUUAAAAGUUGGGGUUUAGUAAUUUGUUUUACUAGAAUGGCAGAGAAGAUGUAAAUAAUUUUUAUUCUGUAGGCUUUUUACUCGAUUAUGUAAAAACCACAAAUCAGGUACUGUAUUUUAGUUAAACAUUGCUUUAAUUGCAACAGAACAGCUUUUGUGGCUGUCAAAUGAAAGCUGUAAAUAGGAGGUGGAGGUCAAGCCAUCCUGACUGAGCAGUUUUUAACUGCAGGCUCUAAAGUAUGUCUAGGAGUACAGAGAACAUUCUGGAAGGUAACUGUUUACUACAACAGAGACGUGGCAUUUGAAAACUAAACUUCAAUACAUCAUGGAGUGUCAGUUAUGUGGUUACUUGGUAACAAGAAUUUUCCCAUUUCAGGUUUUUGCAUUUAGGUUUUACAUGGCCAGUUAACUCAGAUCCCAACUGUUUAUCAGGAGCACCUUUGAAAUUUGAUCCACAUUUGUAGAUUCACGCUCACUGUUUAGCCGAUGCUACUAUGACACGUUCACAGCAGAUGGUGUGCUGUUCACAUCCCCACGCCUCUGAUUUAGCGUCUCUGCUCGAGGAAGCUAUCUUUCAAAAUGUGUGCACUGAUCAAAUUAUGUGUAAAAUUCUUUUUAGAAGAGAUGGCUUAUUAACAGGGAAGAAGCUGGUUAUAUUACAGUUGUAAGAAUAUUCUUAGAUGUUUAGAUUUCUUUUUUUUUCCUAUGAUAGGGAAGAUUCAGCCAUCGCUGGGAUAUUUUAGAAUCCCAAGGACAUCAGAAUGAAGUAUUGGUUGUCAGAUUCUUUUAAUAAUUAUGUCUUCAGAAUUUUUGCUUUAUCUUAAGGUUAAGUUUCUCAUUUCAAACCAAUUAAAUAUUCUGGGUGAGACAAAUCACUCAUUUGCCUACAACUUUUUAGAAAAGUUAUUGUUUUGUUAAAAUACUGUACCUAUGCUUAAUCUAAAUUUGCAUUGACUGUUUUAGUGUAUUUAUAAAUGGUGAACUCAGUUUCUGAAAUUAAACUUUUUAUUUGCAA
Messenger RNA from Lemur catta (Ring-tailed lemur), 5247 nucleotides. RefSeq names its product zinc finger BED-type containing 4 (gene ZBED4). The record is from RefSeq and is a predicted model, not a curated record. The coding region runs from base 440 to 3955 and encodes 1171 amino acids. Lineage: Eukaryota; Metazoa; Chordata; Mammalia; Primates; Lemuridae. Gene Ontology annotation, molecular function: protein dimerization activity; DNA binding. The transcript is spliced from 2 exons.